CGUUAGGUUCGCGUUCAAGCGACGCUGGUGCUUUUCAUUGUUGCGUUAAUGGCGCCGAUUGGUGUUGUGUUUGUCUAAAUCCGGUAUCGGUGUUAUUUUAAUUAAAAAAUCGUUGCUUCACUAAUUUUAAGACCAAAAGUGUGAAUUCAAGCUAAACCGGGCACGAAAUACUUUACUAAACAAGUGUCCCGCAUUCGGGUAUGGCAAUGACUUCUUCACAAGUAAAAGCACAACAGAAUAACAUGGCCGGUAGCGGAUGGCCCCGCAGAAACAGUCAAAAUUCCACCACAGCUGUGGCCCCCACGUCCACGUUCGAGAACAAAUAUUCAGUCACCUCCCCAGCGAUAAACAGGAUAAUUAAUUUGUAUCCUCUUACGAACUAUAUCUUCGGUACGAAGGAGCCCCUUUUCGAAAAGGAUCCAAGUGUUCCGGCGAGGUUUCAACGAAUGAGGGAUGAAUUUGAAAGGAUAGGGAUGAGGAGAAGUGUUGAGGGUGUUUUGCUUGUUCACGAACAUGGUUUACCACAUGUUUUAUUGUUGCAAUUGGGGACGACGUUUUUUAAGUUGCCUGGGGGUGAAUUAAAUCCAGGGGAAGAUGAAGUGGAAGGGCUCAAAAGACUCUUGACAGAGACCCUCGGCAGAUUGGAUGGUGUGAAGCAAGAUUGGUUAGUGGAAGACAUCAUCGGUAACUGGUGGAGGCCAAACUUUGAACCACCUCAGUAUCCAUAUAUUCCACCUCAUAUUACGAAACCUAAGGAACAUAAGAGGCUUUUUUUGGUUCAACUGCAAGAAAAGGCACUUUUUGCCGUUCCGAAAAACUACAAAUUGGUAGCCGCACCUCUCUUUGAGCUUUAUGACAAUUCACAAGGUUAUGGGCCGAUAAUCUCGUCAUUACCGCAAGCCCUGUGCAGAUUCCAGUUUAUUUAUAUGUGAACAAACGAAGGUGUUCGUGAAUGUAUGCAAUAGGAGGAUAAGGAACAAAAAUUGAUAAGAAAAUUAGUGUUUCUUUUGUAAUUUAUAAACUACGUUUACUUUUAAGGAUAGUGUUUCAAGUGUUACUAAAAGAAAAUGAUUUUUCUGUUCCGAGUAAAUUGAUUUAGUACC
Molecule: messenger RNA, 1103 nt
Organism: Tribolium castaneum (red flour beetle)
Lineage: Eukaryota; Metazoa; Arthropoda; Insecta; Coleoptera; Tenebrionidae
Gene: Cpsf5
Product: Cleavage and polyadenylation specific factor 5
Exons: 6
Coding region: 201-932 (243 amino acids)
Cellular component (GO): mRNA cleavage factor complex
Molecular function (GO): mRNA 3'-UTR AU-rich region binding
Source: RefSeq, a predicted model, not a curated record